CAGGAAGAUAAUUCUAUAUCCCUGGGCCUCCUAGAGUUUUCUAUUCUGAUUUUAUUGGUUUAAUGUUAUUUGUUUGAAAGCACCAGAAGUUAAUUUUGGCUAACACAAGCAAAAAGAGAAUUUAUUGGAAGGAUAUAGAAUAGCUUACAAAACAGAAAAGUUGAUGAGCCAGUCCUCAGAAAGGAUGGGAGCCAGAACAGCCUGAGGAUCUUGGGAGCAGGAACUUCUGUGGUCUGAAUAAACAUCAUGAAUAUCCAGUUCCUGUUUUUUUGUGUUUAGAAGUCAAAGUCCAGGGAGAGAGGCCCAGUUGGUGUAGCUUGGGUCAGCACAGGGCACCUUGACUUCAUAGUUAAUACAGACUAAAUCCUGUGGAGUGAGGUGUUUCCCCUGAGCCACACCAAGCUGCUGUUCCUCAUAGAAGGGGAUGACUACUGGGCAGGCAGGAACAGGAGGUGCCCUCUGCCUUCACGCUCCCAGGAAUAACUAUAGGACCAAGAGCAGAGACUUCUCUACCAGUGUGAAUUUUGCUUGGUGACCAUUAUUCAGAGGCCUAAGCUUUUGGGUGUUUUUAUGUUGAGGACCAACCCCACUGAACAUUAUUCAUGGGUACCUGCACAUGUUGUUCUUUGUCACUGAUGUCCAGUGUGUGCCAGGCUGAUCCAUGGUCACUUUCCGGGAUGGCAGCAAGGUGACUUCGGCUGAGGAUGACCCUGACUGAAAGGCUGCGUGAGAAGACAUCUCGGGUCUUCUACAACCAUGGGCUCCUCUGUGCAUCCUAUCCCAUCCCCAUCAUCCUCUUCACAGGGCUCUGCAUCUUAGCCUGCUGCUACCCGCUGCUGAAACUCCCCUUGCCAGGAACAGGACCUGUGGAAUUCACCACUCCUGUGAAGGAUUACUCACCCCCGCCUGUGGACUCCGGCCAUAAACAAGGAGAGCCUGCUGAGCAGCCUGAGUGGUAUGUGGGUGCACCGGUGGCUUAUGUACAGCAGAUAUUUGUGAAGUCCUCAGUGUUUCCCUGGCACAAGAACCUCCUGGCAGUAGAUGUAUUUCGUUCACCUCUGUCCCGGGCAUUCCAGCUGGUGGAGGAGAUCCGGAACCACGUGCUGAGAGACAGCUCGGGGACCAGGAGCUUAGAGGAGUUGUGUCUACAAGUGACCGACCUGCUGCCAGGCCUCAGGAAGCUCAGGAACCUACUCCCUGAGCAUGGAUGCCUGCUGCUGUCCCCUGGGAACUUCUGGCAGAAUGACUGGGAACGCUUCCAUGCUGAUCCUGACAUCAUCGGGACCAUCCACCAGCACGAGCCUAAAACCCUGCAGACGUCAGCCACACUCAAAGACUUGUUGUUUGGUGUUCCCGGGAAGUACAGUGGGGUGAGCCUCUACACCAGGAAGAGGAUGGUUUCCUAUACCAUCACCCUGGUCUUCCAGCGCUACCAUGCCAAGUUCCUGGGCAGCCUGCGUGCCCGCCUGAUGCUUCUGCACCCCAGCCCCAACUGCAGCCUUCGGGCGGAGAGCCUGGUCCACGUCCACUUCAAGGAGGAGAUUGGUGUCGCCGAGCUCAUCCCCCUCGUGACCACCUAUAUCAUCUUGUUUGCCUACAUCUACUUCUCUACGCGCAAGAUCGACAUGGUCAAGUCCAAGUGGGGGCUGGCCCUGGCUGCUGUGGUCACGGUGCUCAGCUCGCUGCUCAUGUCUGUGGGACUCUGCACACUCUUCGGCCUGACGCCCACCCUCAAUGGCGGCGAGAUUUUCCCCUACCUUGUGGUGGUUAUUGGGUUAGAGAAUGUGUUGGUGCUCACCAAGUCUGUGGUCUCAACCCCGGUAGACCUGGAGGUGAAGCUGCGGAUCGCCCAAGGCCUAAGCAGCGAGAGCUGGUCCAUCAUGAAGAACAUGGCCACGGAGCUGGGCAUCAUCCUCAUUGGCUACUUCACCCUAGUGCCCGCCAUCCAGGAGUUCUGUCUGUUUGCCGUGGUGGGCCUGGUGUCUGACUUCUUCCUUCAGAUGCUGUUUUUCACCACUGUCCUGUCCAUUGACAUUCGCCGGAUGGAGCUAGCAGACCUGAACAAGCGGCUGCCCCCUGAGGCCUGCCUGCCCUCAGCCAAGCCAGUUGGGCAGCCAACACGCUAUGAGCGGCAGCUGGCUGUGCGGCCGUCCACACCCCACACCAUCACGUUGCAGCCAUCUUCCUUCCGAAACCUGCGGCUCCCCAAGAGGCUGCGUGUCGUCUACUUCCUGGCCCGCACCCGCCUGGCACAGCGCCUCAUCAUGGCUGGCACCGUUGUCUGGAUUGGCAUCCUGGUGUACACAGACCCAGCAGGGCUGCGCACCUACCUCGCUGCCCAGGUGACGGAACAGAGCCCACUGGGUGAGGGAGCCCUGGCUCCCCUGCCUGUGCCUAGCAACAUGCUGCCUGCCAGCCACCCGGACCCUGCCUUCUCCAUCUUCCCACCUGAUGCCCCUAAGCUACCUGAGAACCAGACGUUGCCAGGCGAGCCACCUGAGCAUGGAGGUCCAGCAGAGGUCGUCCAUGACAGCCCAGUCCCAGAGGUAACCUGGGGGCCUGAGGAUGAGGAACUCUGGAGGAAAUUGUCCUUCCGCCACUGGCCGACACUCUUCAGCUAUUACAACAUCACGCUGGCCAAGAGGUACAUCAGCCUGCUGCCUGUCAUCCCAGUCACGCUCCGCCUGAACCCAAGGGAGGCCCUGGAGGGCCGGCACCCUCAGGACGGCCGUAGUGCCUGGCCCCCGCCGGGGCCUGUACCGGCUGGGCACUGGGAGGCGGGACCCAAGGGUCCAGGUGGGGUGCAGGCCCACGGAGACGUCACGCUGUACAAGGUGGCGGCGCUGGGCCUGGCCGCAGGCAUCGUGCUGGUGCUGCUGCUGCUCUGCCUCUACCGCGUGCUCUGCCCGCGCAACUACGGGCAGCCGGGCGGUGGGCCGGGGCGGCGGAGGCGCGGGGAGCUGCCCUGCGACGACUACGGCUACGCACCACCCGAGACAGAGAUCGUUCCACUGGUGCUGCGCGGCCACCUCAUGGACAUCGAGUGCCUGGCCAGCGACGGCAUGCUGCUGGUGAGCUGUUGCCUGGCGGGCCACGUCUGCGUGUGGGACGCGCAGACCGGGGACUGCCUCACACGCAUCCCGCGCCCAGGCAGGCAGCGCCGGGACAGUGGCGUGGGCAGCGGGCUUGAGGCUCAGGAGAGCUGGGAACGACUUUCAGAUGGUGGGAAGGCUGGCCCAGAGGAGCCUGGGGACAGCCCUCCCCUGAGACACCGACCCCGGGGCCCUCCGCCGCCUUCCCUCUUCGGGGACCAGCCCGACCUCACCUGCUUAAUCGACACCAACUUUUCGGCACAGCCGCGGCCCUCAGAGCCCACUCAGCCCGAGCCCCGGCACCGGGCGGUCUGUGGCCGCACUCGGGACUCCCCAGGCUAUGACUUCAGCCGCUUGGUGCAGCGGGUGUACCAGGAGGAGGGGCUGGCGGCUGUCUGCACGCCAGCCCUGUGCCCACCCUCGCCUGGGCCAGUGCUGCCCCAGGCCCCUGAGGACGAGGGUGGCUCCCCCGAGAAGGGCUCCCCUUCCCUCGCCUGGGCCCCCAGCGCGGAGGGUUCCAUCUGGAGCUUGGAGCUGCAGGGCGGUCUCAUCGUGGUGGGGCGGAGCAGCGGCCGGCUGGAGGUGUGGGACGCCAUUGAAGGAGUGCUGUGCUGCAGCAGCGAGGAGGUCUCCUCAGGCAUCACCGCUCUGGUCUUCCUGGACAAAAGGAUUGUGGCUGCAAGGCUCAACGGUUCCCUUGAUUUCUUCUCCUUGGAGACCCACACUGCCCUCAGCCCCCUGCAGUUUAGAGGGACCUCAGGGCGGGGCAGUUCCCCUGCCUCUCCGAUGUACAGCAGCAGCGACACGGUGGCCUGUCACCUGACCCACACAGUGCCCUGUGCACACCAAAAACCCAUCACAGCGUUGAAAGCUGCUGCCGGGCGCUUGGUGACUGGGAGCCAAGACCACACGCUGAGAGUGUUCCGUCUAGAGGACUCGUGCUGCCUCUUCACCCUGCAGGGCCACUCAGGGGCCAUCACGACUGUGUACAUCGACCAGACCAUGGUACUGGCCAGUGGAGGACAAGAUGGGGCCAUCUGCCUGUGGGAUGUACUGACUGGUAGCCGGGUCAGCCACAUGUUUGCUCACCGUGGGGAUGUCACCUCCCUGACCUGUACCACCUCCUGCGUCAUCAGCAGUGGCCUGGAUGACCUCAUCAGCAUCUGGGACCGCAGCACGGGCAUCAAGUUCUACUCCAUUCAGCAGGACCUUGGCUGUGGUGCAAGCUUAGGUGUCAUCUCAGACAACCUGCUGGUGACUGGCGGCCAGGGCUGUGUCUCCUUUUGGGACCUAAACUACGGGGACCUGUUACAGACAGUCUACCUGGGGAAGAACAGUGAGGCCCAGCCUGCCCGCCAGAUCCUGGUGCUGGACAAUGCUGCCAUUGUCUGCAACUUCGGCAGUGAGCUCAGCCUGGUGUAUGUGCCCUCUGUGCUGGAGAAGCUGGACUAAGCGUGGGGCCUCCCUGCCCAGGCAGGGGGCUGGGGUGCUGUGUGGGGCCAGUGCACCGGACCUGGACCUGGGGGAAGGAGCUGAGUAUCUUCCGGCCGCUGCCUCCUAAAUGUAGAAAUAUUAAACUUUUUUAAAAAACCACA
Messenger RNA from Sapajus apella (tufted capuchin), 4687 nucleotides. It is a transcript of the gene SCAP, whose product is annotated as SREBF chaperone. Bases 705 to 4544 code for a protein of 1279 amino acids. Gene Ontology annotation, biological process: SREBP signaling pathway. The transcript is spliced from 23 exons. Gene Ontology annotation, molecular function: protein binding; sterol binding. The record is from RefSeq and is a predicted model, not a curated record. Gene Ontology annotation, cellular component: endoplasmic reticulum membrane; Golgi membrane. Lineage: Eukaryota; Metazoa; Chordata; Mammalia; Primates; Cebidae.